AUGUCUCUCGGCCCGACUGCGAGAGCCAGCGACAGAGGGAGCGGCCAGGUGUUCGCCUUCCUUUUACUGAUAUUCGCCAGCCUCGGAUUCGGACUAAGCCAGGUCUUCAGCAAGAUGGUUGCCGACAGCAUGGACAUCUGGACACUGUUCUUCUGGAGAGCCCUGGGCAAUGGCGCAGCCUGCGUGGCGUUCACCAUCAGGCCGAGUGGCAUGGGCGACCUAUUGAGAACCCUGCGGAGACCCACAUCGGUUGGACUGAUCCUGUUUACCGAAGGCGCGCUGGUGUUCGUCGCUCUCGCCUUCUUACUGGGAGCGAUCUAUUCAGGCCCCGUCUCGCUUGUGUCUACGGUCAUGGCAACGAGACCCUUGUUCGUAUUCGCACUUGGCAUAGUGUUAAGCGUCGGCGUCUCAAACGUGCUGAACGAGCCGCUUGAACGCAAAAUACUCGUAAUCAAGACGCUGUCAAUAGUGAUGACCGUCGGCGGCGUCGCCGUCGUAACACUGGCUACUAAAAGCCGGUAA
Messenger RNA from Geodia barretti, 522 nucleotides. NCBI's taxonomy places the organism in Eukaryota, Metazoa, Porifera, Demospongiae, Tetractinellida, Geodiidae. The record is from the annotation of a GenBank genome assembly.